AUCCCUGUCUAUAAGUUUCAAACCAAGGGAUAUUCUUCUGAUAAAUCCUACGCAAGGUUUAAUGGAACUAUUCCUGAACCCUUGUAUUCAUUCACGGUCUGCCAUAGAAUACAGAUCCACUAUGAGCGGCCUCGAAUGUAUGUAUUUACUUAUGCGUCCUCGGAUGAGAACUCCAAUGACCUCUAUUCUGAAUAUCACCUAGGGAGAAGAGGGUUCAGAGCUUGUAAGAAAGGGACUGUUUACUGUGGAUGGGAUAGAUUCAUGCCUCCUUUCUACACCUGGAGACAUUUAUGUUUAGUGUAUGACCUGCCUAAGGAUCAGUUUAAGGUAUUUGCAGAUGGGGAGAAGGUCAACUCAGGCUCCUGGUCAGAGAACCCUAAUGCCGUAAAUCCUGAUGGUGUGCUAAUACUUGGUCAGGACCAGGACAACAUGGGAGGAGGAUUUGAGAGUCGACAAUCUUUUUCUGGUUUAAUAUCUCAGUUUAACAUCUGGAACUAUGCUCUUCAAGAUUAUGAAAUAGAAACACUGGCAGAAUGUCGCUCUGAUGCUUGGGGUAAUGUAGUGGCAUCAAAAACAAAUAGUUUUAUCAUCUCUAAUGAACAUGCCUCGGUUGAGACGGUUCCACUGUUUGAAUUGUGCGGGGAUCAGAAUUCAGCGCGUUCAAAAUAUUUUCUAUUUAAUGAUGCUUGGUCUUAUCCAUUCUAUAAGGCCUGGUGUUAUAAUAUGGGGGGUGGCUUAUCUGUGCCUGAAUCUGAAGAUGAAUACAAUAAUCAGAUGGAUAUAGCUGAAGGCCUGGUUCAGGACAUUCAUGAGAAAUGUGUUCAUUCUUCAGGUAGUCUGCUGUACUGGAUCGGGUAUACAGAUAGCUAUGGAGAUGGAACCUGGAUAAAUCCGUAUACAAAGGACGCUAUUCCAUUCGAUGGAUUGUGGGAGGGAGGAGUUCAACCCGUAACCGAGAGCUGUGCUAGUACAUACAUUGACCGGAAGUGGGUUGGUUCCGAUUGUUCGGAAGGAAACUGUGCACUCUGCCAUUUCCCCCAAGGGAUGAAUUUAACAAUACGAGGACUCUGCACAUCAGAAACAAACCUAAUGGAAGGCUUUUUUGACACGGAAUAUUUCCUAUCUGGAUUCAGAAAUGGAAAACCUGUUUGGCGGGGCCGAGGGAAAUCUCAUAUAUUCUUCUCUCCUGAAAUUGUAAAAUGGAAGUUAGAAAGUUUGUAUGAUGUGACGAAGUUUGCUACUUUUGCUGCUGAUGAUACUACUCCUUACACCUACUAUCCUACAGGACGAAAUCUUUGGAGCAUUAAUUCUGGAAUCUGUGCAAAGUCAGGUGGUGAGGAGCACCUCUUAUCUUUAACAAAUUGUAUAAUGAAUGAUGGAAGCAAAACAGAUUUUACUUGCAGGGAUGGAACCUGUAUACCAAUUGAUGCUCUUUGUAACCUUGUUGUGGACUGCCCAGACAGGACGGAUGAGGAAAACUGUGAUCUAUUGCUUAUACCGGAAGAAUACAGAGGAGAGAAGUUUCCUGUACAGCAGUCUAGAGAACCAAUUAAACUUUAUGUAAAUAUUUCAAUCAUAGCUUUCCCUGAAGUUAACACCUUAGAGUUGAACUAUUUGGUUGAUUUUGUAUUAUCAAUGAGAUGGAAUGAUCCUAGGCUUAACUAUCGGAACCUAAAACAACUUUAUGAUUUAAAUGCUCUACCGAUGAAUAUAAUGGAGAAGAUGUGGACUCCACAAUUAGGGUUUCCAAAUGGAUUACAAGCUGAAGGUACAGUGUUGGAUAGUGGUACUACAAUGUUUAUAAUAAAGCUGGGUUCAAGUUUACCAGAUGAUCUAUCCAUGGCUAGAGAAGCAAAGAUGUACAAUGGCGAGGAAUGUCCGAUUGUUAUGAAAAAAGAAUACUUUGUUAAAUUCAACUGUGAUUUUGAACUCAGUAUGUAUCCAUUCGAUUCAAACAUUUGUAAACUUCAAUUUGAAGUGAGUGGUAUUGGGAAGGAAUAUAUAACUCUGGAUAUUGACAAUUUCCUAGGUGGACUCGGAGCUGAGUAUACAGGUCGUAAAGAAUUGCUUGAGUAUAGGGUUGGAGAUGUUAAGAUAGAAAAUCUGAGUAAUACAACUAAAAAAUAUGGAAUGAUGGAGGUUCAAAUUGUAUUUCAACGGAAAUGGUCUUAUCAUUUAAUUACCGUAUUUCUACAGUCAGUUUUUUUACUUCUUGUUGCAUAUUACACGUUCUUCUUCAGGCUCUCAAAUUUUACGGAUCGAAUAAUGAUAUCAAUAACAUGUAUGCUAGUUAUUUCAACAAUACAAUCAAAAAUUGAUAGAAUUACACCAAAGACGUCCUACUUCAAAAUGAUUGAUUUUUGGUUGAUUUACUCCUUCAACAUCGUGAUCUUGAUUAUGCACAUCCACACCAUCAUCAACCUCAACAUCAUCAGGGAUGAGAAAACAAACCUUAUUGUUCAGAGCUCAGGACCUGUCAGUGGGGUCACAAAAGUGAGGCCGAUGAAAGACGACAUAUUUGAGCCCUCUGGUAGACUCUCCAGUGCUAAAAGUCUAGCAAACAAAAUGUUUAAUGGAUCCGAGGAUGACGAGGAGGUUAUUGAUCCCUACGCUUCGGCUAGGAAAGCUAAUUUUUACGGACAAGUUUUUUUAAUUCUCACAUUUCUGCUGUUCACCCUUGUUUUCUGGGCAUAUGCAUUAAAUCAUGCAUUUAACAAAGAAAUCAGGUUUUAUGAUGACGACGGGCUGCCUAUCAAUCAAUCAAAAUUGUAAUAUUGCCCUAGUUAACCUAGACAUGUUCGAUGCACAGUUGAAGAAUUAGAAUAUCAUGUAAAGGCCAUUUUUAUAAGUAAUUUCCUGUAAAUUUAAAAACUAAUUUACCGUAAUUAUCUCUAUUUACAUAUUAUUUGUUGAUCUUAAAUAUAUAUAUAUAAUUAACAACAAAUGUUUCUCUCUCAGUUUCUGCAAGAAAUUUCAGUUAAAAGGAUGCUUAAAGAGCUGAGCAAACUUUGUUAAAGCACCCCAGCCGUCCCAUACCUGGGCCUGGUUAGGCGGGGUAAGCUAAAAAU
Messenger RNA from Eurytemora carolleeae, 3068 nucleotides. RefSeq lists its product as uncharacterized. Gene Ontology annotation, molecular function: extracellular ligand-gated monoatomic ion channel activity; protein binding. Gene Ontology annotation, cellular component: membrane. Lineage: Eukaryota; Metazoa; Arthropoda; Copepoda; Calanoida; Temoridae. Gene Ontology annotation, biological process: monoatomic ion transport. The record is from RefSeq and is a predicted model, not a curated record.